This is a messenger RNA of Paecilomyces variotii, 812 nucleotides long. RefSeq lists its product as hypothetical. The coding region runs from base 82 to 657 and encodes 191 amino acids. Gene Ontology annotation, biological process: positive regulation of translational fidelity; translation. The transcript is spliced from 6 exons. The record is from RefSeq and is a predicted model, not a curated record. Gene Ontology annotation, molecular function: rRNA binding; structural constituent of ribosome. Lineage: Eukaryota; Fungi; Ascomycota; Eurotiomycetes; Eurotiales; Thermoascaceae. Gene Ontology annotation, cellular component: cytosolic small ribosomal subunit.
UCUUAGACUUCAAACUUCUGAAAUUCGUGAAGUUCGUUCUAUCUUCAACCCUCGACAACCAGGAACCGCAGCCCAGCAGCCAUGGCCCCGCGAUCCUACUCCAAGACCUACAAGGUCCCUCGUAGACCUUUCGAGUCGGCUCGUCUUGACUCGGAAUUGAAGAUCGUCGGCGAGUACGGUCUGCGCAACAAGCGUGAGGUCUGGCGCGUCCAGCUGACCUUGUCCAAGAUCCGUCGUGCUGCUCGUGAGCUGCUCACUCUUGACGACAAGGACCCCAAGCGUCUCUUCGAGGGUAACGCCUUGAUUCGCCGUCUCGUCCGUGUCGGUGUCCUCGAUGAGUCUCGCAUGAAGCUCGAUUACGUCCUGGCCCUUAAGGUCGAGGACUUCUUGGAGCGCCGUCUGCAGACCUGCGUCUACAAGCUUGGUCUCGCCAAGUCUAUCCACCACGCCCGUGUCCUGAUCAAGCAGCGCCACAUCCGUGUCGGCAAGCAGAUCGUCAACGUUCCUUCUUACAUGGUCCGCCUCGACUCCCAGAAGCACAUUGACUUCGCUCUCACCUCUCCCUUCGGUGGUGGCCGCCCUGGCCGUGUUCGCCGCAAGAAGGCCCGUGCCGCUGAGGGUGCUGGUGACGAGGAGGGUGAAGAGGACGAGGAGUAGAUCAAUAAAAGUUAGGAAGUCUACGGACAAUUUCUCUUUUUCGGAUGGGAUUUCAGGGCCAUCGCUGCAUAGCGUUACAUGGUGUAUGAUUACGAAGUCAAUACCAAUCCAAGCUAUCAAGCUGGCUUCCUUUCUGAGCAGAUCUGCUGCAGGAU